Messenger RNA from Pimephales promelas (fathead minnow), 1098 nucleotides. Lineage: Eukaryota; Metazoa; Chordata; Actinopteri; Cypriniformes; Leuciscidae. The record is from RefSeq and is a predicted model, not a curated record.
CUAUCAGAUAUUCCCUUGAUCCAGAGCCUAACCCAUCUGCACUCACCCCCACAGAUGCUGAGUCACAGAAGCAGGCCAGGAGACCCGGAGGUGCUUGACAUGCCCUUGUUGGCGGAUGCAUUGAAGCCACCUGAGGGCAAGCCUCCACAUGACUCCUGGGUAGGAUUUUAUAUGGAGCCACUCCCCUGUCUUUUGACAGCGAUUUCACAUGAUGUCAAUCAUGGAGACAACCCCGAUAAAACAGACGCCAGCUAAUGACACUACACCGAAUACAGACCAAUCUUCUUCAAGUAGGUCCAGCGUAACCACGUCCAUGAGUGCCUCAUUGAGGGAGAAGUUAAAAAGAGCACGACAUUCAUUCAGGUCCCCCCUCAGUGUGGUUAAACGGCUUAAAAUUGAAGAUAACAAUAAACCACAUACUUCACAACAACCUGGAGACACAAAGCACAGCGUGACUGAGGAAAGAGAGACUGAUACUGAUGUCAAUCAGAAUGAUAAGAGGGCGCAAAGAGACUGUUCACACGAUCACACAGCUGAGACUGCACCAAACGACUCGAUUCGGCAAUAUGAAGAGCUAAGAAAAGCAGUGAAGGAGAGAUCAGAAACCUUGAGAAGAUUAAAGAUGGUCCAGAUGUAUAGAAACAAGAAUGAUCUGACCCGGCUCCAGAUGCUCAUAGACAAAUGGAGAUCCUGUGCUCAAUCUGUGCUGUAUGAUUUACAAAGUGAAUUACCCACAGAGGGAAAACAAACUAGUCUGUCUCAGCUUAUAGACAACUUUGGGUUAGAUGACAAGUUACUGCACUUUGAUAGGACAGAGGAAGAAUUCACAGACACCUGAAAGUCAUUAUAUUAAUUUUUUUCACAUUGUUAAACCGGUUGUAACAUGUAAUUUCAGACCUGGUUAUUCAUUAAAACAUUUGGAUUGAGAAAAUGUACAGAUUAUAUGUGGAAUUGAUAAAACAUUGCAGUGUGAAUUUUGAUAGGUUUAUUAAACUGUAUUGUAAUUUAUUACACUUUUUUUGUGUUGUCAUGUCUGUCUAUUGAAAAAUUUAUUUUUCAAUCAAAAGCUGAAAUAAUAAAUCUGUUAUGUACCCUGAA